AAAAUUCCAAACCCGAUAUCGCGCCACUACCCGCCGUCUCCCUCCGCCGAGCUCAGCGAGCCGGAACUAUCUAAGAAAAAGAAGUCAGCGGUUUCUGCUCACUGUCCGCUCAGGUCGUCCACACUAUCCGUGCGGGCUCUCUUCAAAUUCGGCCCAAAGUCCUUCGCUCUAUAGAUGUGGGGAAAGUUUCGAGCCCGCCGACGUAGAGUGGCCGCGUGGGCGGAACAGGAGGCGGAAGGAUUCCGAGUGCGCGCGCUGCGGCCACCCGCGCGCAGCUUGUGGCGCCAGAAUUCGGAGCGCGGAAGCGCCUGAGCGGCUGUUUCCCAGUAUCGGGUCCGUCUCCCGCCGCGGACGCUCUGCGGAAGAGGGAGAGAAGAUGGUGGUCCUCCGCAGCAGCCUGGAGCUGCACAGCCACCCCGCCGCCUCGGCCACGGACUCCUUGGACCUGUCCAACGAGUUCCUCAGUCUGGAGCAGAUCGGCCGGAGGCGGCUCCGCUCGGCCGGCGCCGCUGAGCAGUCCGCGGUCACCGCGGCCGCCGCGGGCGAUGGGUCUUCAGUUAAGGAAGUUGAAACUUAUCAGCGGACACGUGCUUUAAGGUCUUUGAGAAAAAAUGCACAGAAUUCUUCAGAUUCUAGUUUCGAUAAGAAUAUGGAAAUAACGGAGAAGCAUGCUAAUGGCAGGCAUUUUACAAGGCAGUUGGCCAGACAGCAGGCUGAUAAAAAAAAAAAAGAAGAGUGCAAAGAAGACAAAGUGAUUCCAGUUACUCGGUCAUUGAGGACUAGAAACAUAGUUCAAAAUGCAGAACAUUUGCAUGAAGAGAAUGGUGAUGUUGAAGUUCGCCGAAGCUGUAGGAUUAGAAGUCGUUAUGGCAGUGUGAACCAGUCUGUGCUGUUUGACAAACUUAUAACAAACACUGCUGAAGCUGUACUUCAGAAAAUGGAUGAUAUGAAGAAGAUGCGCAGACAGCGAAUGAGAGAACUUGAAGAUUUGGCGGUGUUCAAUGAAACAGAAGAAGGGAAUCUUAACAUGUACACAAGAGGAAAACAAAAAAGUAUUCAAAGAACUGAUGAAGAAACAACUGACAAUCAAGAAGGCAGUGUGGAGUCAUCUGAAGAGGGUGAAGACCAAGAAGAUGAGGAUGAUGGUGAAGAUGAAGAUGAUGAAGAAGAUGACGAAGAGGAUGACGAAGAGGAUGACGAAGAGGAUGGAGAAGAAGAUAAUCAGAAGCGAUACUAUCUUAGACAGAGAAAAGCUACUGUUUACUACCAGGCUCCAUUGGAAAAACCUCGUCAUCAGAGAAAGCGCAACAUAUUUUAUAGUGGCCCAGCUUCUCCUGCAAGACCAAGAUAUCGAUUAUCUUCUGCGGGACCGAGGAGUCCUUAUUGUAAACGAAUGAACAGGCGAAGACAUGCAAUCCACAGUAGUGAUUCUACUUCAUCUUCCUCUUCUGAAGAUGAACAGCACUUUGAGAGGCGAAGAAAAAGGAGCCGUAAUAGAGCUAUUAACAGGUGCCUUCCACUAAAUUUUCGGAAAGAUGAAUUAAAAGGAAUUUAUAAAGAUCGAAUGAAAAUUGGAGCAAGCCUUGCUGAUGUUGAUCCAAUGCAACUAGAUUCUUCAGUACGAUUUGAUAGUGUUGGUGGCCUGUCUAAUCACAUUGCAGCUUUGAAAGAGAUGGUAGUGUUUCCAUUGCUUUAUCCAGAAGUCUUUGAAAAAUUCAAAAUUCAACCUCCAAGAGGUUGUUUGUUUUAUGGUCCACCUGGAACUGGAAAAACUCUAGUUGCUAGAGCGCUUGCCAAUGAGUGCAGUCAAGGGGAUAAAAGAGUAGCAUUUUUCAUGAGGAAAGGUGCUGAUUGUCUGAGUAAGUGGGUAGGAGAAUCUGAAAGACAGCUGCGAUUGCUAUUUGACCAGGCCUAUCAGAUGCGCCCAUCAAUUAUUUUCUUUGAUGAAAUCGACGGUCUGGCUCCAGUACGAUCAAGUAGGCAAGAUCAAAUUCACAGUUCGAUUGUUUCCACCCUACUAGCUCUUAUGGAUGGACUGGACAGCAGAGGAGAAAUUGUGGUCAUUGGAGCUACCAACAGACUGGAUUCCAUUGAUCCUGCUUUACGAAGGCCGGGUCGCUUUGACAGAGAAUUCCUUUUUAGCCUACCUGAUAAAGAUGCUCGAAAAGAAAUUCUAAAGAUUCACACAAGGGAUUGGAAUCCUAAACCACUGGACAUGUUUCUAGAAGAACUAGCAGAAAACUGUGUUGGAUACUGUGGUGCAGAUAUCAAGUCAAUAUGCUCUGAGGCUGCUUUAUGUGCUCUGCGGCGACGCUACCCACAGAUCUAUACCACUAGUGAGAAACUACAAUUGGAUCUGUCUUCAAUUACUAUCUCAGCUAAGGAUUUUGAGGUAGCUAUGCAAAAGAUGAUACCAGCCUCCCAAAGAGCUGUGACAUCGCCUGGGCAAGCAUUGUCCACCAUUGUGAAACCACUUCUGCAAAGCACCGUUCACAAGAUCUUAGAAGCCCUGCAAAGAGUAUUUCCACAUGCCGAAAUCAGGAAAAAUAAGGCAUUAGACUCAGAUAUUUCUUGUCCUCUGUUAGAAAGUGACUUGGCGUACAGUGAUGAUGAUGUUCCAUCAGUAUAUGAAAAUGGACUUUCUCAAAAAUCCUUUAAUAAGGCAAAAGAAAAUUUUAAUUUUCUUCAUUUGAAUAGAAAUGCAUGUUAUCAACCUAUGUCUUUUCGACCAAGAAUGUUGAUAGUGGGAGAGCCAGGAUUUGGGCAGGGUUCUCAUUUAGCCCCAGCUGUCAUCCAUGCUUUGGAAAAAUUUGCAGUAUACACAUUAGACAUUCCUGUUCUUUUUGGAGUCAGUGCUACAUCUCCUGAAGAAACAUGUGCCCAGAUGAUUCGUGAAGCUAAGAGAACAGCACCAAGUAUAGUAUAUGUUCCUCAUAUUCACUUGUGGUGGGAAAUAGUUGGACCAACACUCAAAGCCACAUUUACCACAUUAUUACAGAAUAUUCCUUCAUUUGCUCCAGUUUUACUACUUGCAACUUCUGACAAACCCCAUUCUUCUCUGCCAGAAGAGGUACAAGAAUUAUUUAUCCGUGAUUAUGGAGAAAUUUUUAAUGUCCAGUUACCUAAUAAAGAAGAACGGACACAAUUUUUUGAAGAUUUAAUUCUAAAGCAAGCUGCUAAGCCUCCUAUAUCAAAAAAGAAAGCAGUUUUGCAGGCCUUGGAGGUACUCCCCGUAGCACCACCACCUGAGCCAAGACCAUUGACAGCAGAAGAAGUGAAAAGACUAGAAGAACAAGAAGAAGAUACAUUUAGAGAACUGAGGAUUUUUUUAAGAAAUGUUACACAUAGACUUGCUAGUGACAAGCGAUUCAGAAUAUUUACCAAACCUGUUGACCCUGAUGAGGUUCCUGAUUAUGUCUCUGUAAUAAAACAGCCAAUGGACCUUUCGUCUGUAAUCAGUAAAAUUGAUCUCCACAAGUAUCUGACUGUGAAAGACUAUUUGAGUGAUAUUGAUCUAAUCUGUAGUAAUGCUUUAGAAUAUAAUCCAGAUAGAGAUCCUGGAGAUCGUCUUAUUAGGCACAGAGCCUGUGCUUUAAGAGAUACUGCCUAUGCAAUAAUUAAAGAAGAACUUGAUGAAGACUUUGAGCAGCUUUGUGAAGAAAUUCAAGAAUCUAGAAAGAAGAGAGGUUGUAGCUCUUCCAAAUAUGCCCCGUCUUACUACCAUGUAAUGCCAAAGCAAAAUUCCACCCCUGCUGGUGAUAAAAAAUCAGAUCCAGAGCAAAAUGAAAAGUUGAAGACACCCAAUACUCCUAUGGCUUGCAGCACUCCUGCUCAGUUAAAGAGGAAAAUCCGCAAAAAGUCAAAGUGGUACUUGGGCACCAUAACAAAACGAAGGAGGAUUUCACAGGCGAAAGAUGAUGGCCAAAAUGUCACAGAUGACAAAAUUGAGACUGAUACAGAGGAAAAUCAAGAUACAAGCGCAGACCACAAUGAGACCGGAAACACAGGGGAGUCUUCAAUGGAAGAAAAUGAAAAGCAGCAAAAUGUCUCUGAAGGCAAAAUAAAACUGAGAAAUAAUAGUUCAGGUACUUGUAUUGAGAAUGAACUUGAAGAAUCUGGGAGGACUACAGCAUGUACAGAUUUAAGGAAAGAUAAAAUUGCUUGCAAUGGAGAUGCUUCUAGCUCUCAGAUAAUAGAUAUUUCUGAUGAAAAUGAAGCAAGAGAAAUGUGUGUUCUGCGGAUGACUCGAGCUAGACGUUCCCAAGUAGAGCAACAGCAGCUCAUCAGUGUUGAAAAGGCUUUGGCCAUUCUUUCUCAGCCUACCCCCUCACUUAUUGUGGACCAUGAGCGAUUAAAAAAUCUUUUGAAGACUGUCGUUAAGAAAAGUCAAGGAUAUAAUAUUUUUCAGUUGGAAAAUUUGUAUGCUGUAAUCAGCCAGUGUAUUUAUCAGCAUCGCAGGGACUAUGACAAAACAACACUCAUUCAGAAAAUGGAGCAAGAGGUAGCAAACUUCAGUUGUUCCAGAUUAUGAUGUCCGGGCACCAGAUGUUCUUUAUAUUCAGUUCCUAUUUAAUUCACCUCUGUCAUGUUCAUAUAACUGAUGCAAGAUGAAAUCCUGCAUAUUUAAGGAAAAGAUUAAAAUGGUAAAUAAAGAUAUUUAAACUUUUCUCAUAUUUAUGUACAUGUGUAAGAUAAAUUGCCAAGAUAACAUAAAUAUUAGAAGUUUGAUUGAACAAGUCACUGUAGUAAUAGUAUUGCUGUGCCUAUCAGUAGUUGAAGUGUGGCCAACUCUUAGCUGUUUGUGACACUUAAGAGUAAUUAGUAACAUUGACCUUUAUUGUUUUAAGCACUUUUAAUUUUAUCCUUCCCCAAAAUAGUUGAUUGGUCAUACUACAAACUUGUUGAACCAUUGUACAUUUGCCAUCCUUUUGUUACCUUUGUGUUCUUCAGUGCUCCUCUCUCAGACCUGCCUUUACCUUCCCCUACCCGUCACUUAAAAGCCGAUGUUCUAGUCAUGAUUUGCAGGAGGCCCCUUGAACAGCCUCUUGGCUGCACCACAGUUCUGUACUUGAAUGUACUUAAAAAUUAAUGCUUUUUAGAUAAACAUUUUUAUAAUUCUAAUUUGGGUUAAUAAAAAAUUUUAAUAUUUUUUGGUUUACUUUUAUGUUUAUACAUAACAAAUGUAUUAAUAACCACUUUGUUAAACAUUGCUUUAAUGGCACAAAAUUUCUAUAUUUGAAAACUUUAUAUCCUUCUAAACGUGUGUUUAGGUUGUAUUCUAUAGCUACCUUUUAUAUACAAUUAUAUAAAUAUAAAUAUUAUAAAUUUUGUAUUAAUGAUACCAAAAAUACAUUUCUUAAAGCAAUAAAAAAAUUCACCACCAUACAUAUUCUUCCCUUUUCCCCCUCCUUUUUUUUAAUCUUCUUUUUUUUAAAGGACAUAUACUAGUAGUAGUUUGUGAAAAGGCUUAUGUUGGAAACUUCUUUUGAGGGGAAUAGGGGGAAAUAAUCUCAAAUGAGAGGCUCUGGACUCUAAGACAAUUUCUGAGUUGAACUGCCUUUUGUUGUCAAUUUAUCUGAAUACUGUAUUUAAAGCCUUCUAAAACCCAGUAGCUCAGAUACUUUAAUUAGUCGAUACUGUCUUAUGUCUUAUGUAAUACAUAAUGCAGUGCGAGUCACUGAAAAUGUUUAAAUACAUGUACAUUCCUGGAUUCACAUACAUACACACAUACUCAUUUUUAGUGAAGUUAAUUGUAACUUAUUCUAGAUGGAUCUUUUAUAACUAGGAUUUUGUAUGUAUAGCUUCUGUAAUAAAUUUUAAAGGUUAAAAAUUGCUUCUCAGUUUUGUUUCUGGUUUUUGUUUUUUUUUUUUUUUUUCUUUUUUUGUCUUUUUGCCAUUUCUUGGGCCGCUUCUGUGGCACAUGGAGGUUCCCAGGCUAGGGAUUGAAUCGUAGCCAUAGCUGCCAGCCUACGCCAGAGCCACAGCAACGCGGGAUCUGAGCCGCGUCUGCAGCCUACACCACAGCCCACGGCAACACCGGAUCCUUAACCCACUGAGCAAGGCCAGGGAUCAAACCCACAACCUCAUGGUUCUUAGUCAGAUUUGUUAACCACAUGCCACGGCGGGAACUCCUGUUUUUUUCAUUAUUUUAAAAUGCCCUAAAAAUAAUUCCAUGCAAGACAGGUGAACAAACCUAUUUUAUUAUUGUGCAUAAUUUUAAAUGCUGUUGACAGUGGAAUGUAUAUAUAUUCUUUAGCUACAGAGGCUAAUGUGCUUCCUGUCUUUUUCACGAUAUACUAUCUACAGACAUGGGAAUUAAUACAUCUACAUGCCUUAUGUAGACUUUCAAAAAUCCUGCUGAAAUUGCAAGCUUAGAAUUUUUUUCUCUUUUUUUUUUUUUUUUUUUUUUGGCUUAAAAGUACAAUCAGGCUAUAGUAAUUAGGAAAGAAAAAUAAAAGACAUCCAAAUUGAAAGGAAGAAGUAAAACUCUAUUCACAGAUGAUGUUAUAUAUAGAAAAUCCUAAAAGAAUCCACAAUGUAUUGAUUAAAGCUAUUAAUUCCACAAAGUUGCUUGAUCGAAGAUCAACGUAAAAACCAGUUGUAUUUCUGUUACUAGCAAUGAAUGAAAUCCAAAAAAGGAGACUAAGAAAGCAAUUCCAUUUACAAUAGCAUCUAAGACAAUAAAACACCUAGGAGUAAAUUUAACCAAGAAGGUGCAAACUUAUACACUGAUAAUUACAAAAUAUUGCUGAAAGAAAUUUUAAAUAAGACCUAAAUAAAUGGAAAGAGCCUGUGUUCAUGCAUUGGAAGACUCAAUGUUGUUAAAAUGGCAAUAUUCCCCAAAGCAAUCUGUGGGUUCAGUGCAAUACCUUUCACAAACCCAAUGGCCUUUUUUGCAGAAAUGGGAAAGUCAAUCCUAAAUUCAUAAUGGAACUGCAAGGGACCCCGAGUAGCCAAAACAGUGAAAAAGAGAAAGUUGGAAGACUCAUAUUUUUUUAUUCCAAAAUUUACAUGAAGUUACAUUAUGACAGCACCCCACUGUUUUAUUAAAGAAUGGAUCUAUAGAUCAAUGGAAUAAAAUUGAGAGUUCAGAAAUAAAUCCGAGUGUCUGUGAUCAAUUGAUUCUAACACUGGUGCCCAAGACCAUUCAAUGGGAAGAGAAUAGUCUCUUCAGCGAAUGUUGCUGGGAAAAUAAUAUCCACAUGCCAAAGGAUGAGGAUGGACUUCAACCCGACACCAUAUACACAACAACACAAAAUGGAUCAGAACUAAAGAGCUAAAACUAUAAAAUUCUUAGAAGGAAACGUGAUCUUGAAUUUGGAAAUGAUUUUCUUAAAUAUAGCCCCAAAAAUAUGCUAGCAACUAAAGGAAAAUUAGAUAAAUGGUAUUUCAUCAAAAUUAAAAAACCUUCAUGCUUUUGAUAGUUUCUAUACUAUUAUGUAAUUUAAUAUGAUACUAUCUCAAAACGCAAGAAGAAAAGGUCCAACAGUGGCUCUUUCUGGUGAGUUAACCAUUUUGGGGAGUAGUGGUCAGGCAUUUUGGAAGGUUUCCCUCUGUUAGAAUUAGUCUUUUUUUUUUUUUUUCCCCGUAAUUAGACUGGGAUUGUAGGUUUUGAAAAGAUCACGGAGUAAAGUGAUCAUAUCAAGGUUAUAUACUCUGGGUAUGUUAUGACUGUUGAUUGACCUUGACACCUGGUAGAAGUGGUGUUUCGAAGGUUUCUCCAUUGUUAAAUUAUUCUUUGGGUUCUGUGCUCUGGAAGAUCACUGUAUAGCUCAUUCUUUUUUUUUCUUCUUCUUUAUAGCCCACUCUUAAGGAAUAAGAAGUUAUGCCCCCCUUAACCCCCCCUUCUUUUUUGUAGUGUUUCUAUCAGGGAUCUCUGUAAGUGUGCACCAUGGGAUCAGUUGAAAUUACUUCGGUCUCACUUAAUUUCUCUCAAGUGCCUCCCCCGCCACAGAACACACAUCAAAUACAUUUUUUGCUCAAAAUGAUGCAGUUGAGAGAUUGCCCUGUAAUAAGAGAGACUUGAGUAUAAGGUAACUACUUGCUGAGGAAUGUUAUAUGGAGGGUAAAAACUCACUCAAUU
This is a messenger RNA of Sus scrofa (pig), 8083 nucleotides long. It is a transcript of the gene ATAD2, whose product is annotated as ATPase family AAA domain containing 2. Gene Ontology annotation, molecular function: histone binding; chromatin binding; ATP binding. NCBI's taxonomy places the organism in Eukaryota, Metazoa, Chordata, Mammalia, Artiodactyla, Suidae. Gene Ontology annotation, biological process: nucleosome disassembly; nucleosome assembly; transcription initiation-coupled chromatin remodeling. The record is from RefSeq and is a predicted model, not a curated record. Gene Ontology annotation, cellular component: nucleus.